AUGGAUCGGCGAGGGCGUGGACGGGGGUGUGGGCGUGGGUUUCGGCAACCUCGCACUCCCGAGAGAGGUGAGGGAUCUACGAUUGGACCAAAUCAAAACCCUAGAAACGAAGAGGGUGACCAAGUGGCUACGGCCAUUAACCGCAUGACCGAUAUCCUCGAGCGCUUAGCUGAGCGCCAAGGACCUGAACCAGUCAACCAACCUGGAAACCAAAAGAGGGGUGAGGAUAGAGCCCUAGAGCGAUUCUUGAAGUUCACUCCACCUAAGUUUCAUGGAGGAUCUGAUCCCGAGGUAGCGAAAAAUUGGUUUGAAAGGAUGGUUGAUAUUUUUGCUGCUUUAGAUUAUACCGAAGAAAGACAAGUGAAUUUUGCUGUUUUUCAAUUUGAGGGAGCAGCACGCUCAUGGUGGAAUGUUGUUAGUGCAAAGUGGGAAAGAAAACAAACCCCUUGGACUUGGCGGUUCACCAAAUUUUUCAAAUUUGCCCCUGAGCUUGUAGUCACCGAACGGAAACGGAUAAGGAGGUGUAUUCAGGGGUUAAAUGUAAAAAUCCAAGAAUCCCUAGCAGCUGCCCAGAUUGCCACUUUUACGGAUGCCUUAGAUAAGGCGCAGAGGGUAGAGAAUGCUAAAUCUCAAUCUAAAGCUUUUCAUGCUAGAAAGAGGGGUAACCCGAGCGAUACCCCUAAAUCGUCCGAGAAGUCUACCCAACCCCUUGAUAUGAGAAAAGGGGCUGGAGAAGUGAGGAUGCAUGACAAACCCGGAGAAACUCCAUCAAGCGAAGCCCUGCCAAAAGGAAACCAGAGUAAGCGAGGUCAACAAAAGAGAAAAUCCCAAACUAGUCAAGUCGUGACUCCUCAUAUAACUUGUGCAUACUGUGGCAAAAUUAACCACACGGAGGCCGAGUACUGGAGAAAACAAGAAAAAUGUCUGAGGUGCGGUAGUACCAAGCAUAAAUUUUUGAAUUGCCCUAAAGUUUCUAAGGGAGAAGGAAAUUCUCAACAACCUGCUAAAUCCACUGCAAAUCAAUCGAGUGCCGGAAGGAAUAAUUAA
This is a messenger RNA of Coffea eugenioides, 1047 nucleotides long. RefSeq lists its product as uncharacterized. The transcript has 2 exons. Gene Ontology annotation, molecular function: nucleic acid binding; zinc ion binding. NCBI's taxonomy places the organism in Eukaryota, Viridiplantae, Streptophyta, Magnoliopsida, Gentianales, Rubiaceae. The record is from RefSeq and is a predicted model, not a curated record. The coding region runs from base 1 to 1047 and encodes 348 amino acids.